AAGGCUACUGGCUAUCUCAAACUGGAAAUACAGCCGGCCACAUCCACGUUCGGGUCAAUUUAAAUUGAACAUCAUCCUAAUGAGAAACAUGUGAAUGAGUGCUAAAGCCACGAAGGAAAUGGGAGUAAAAAAACUAUGAAUCUUCAGUCAAUUUCAUAUCUCAUGGUCUGUGGACUGAUACUUGUGUUUGCUGAAGACAUUGAGGAUUCAGAAUUUCAUGAUGAAGAAUCUCCCCGUUCAAACCAGAUUGCUUAUAGACCACCAAAGCCUACUGGUGAUGUCUACUUUAUGGCCUCCUUUGACACUGAUGGUCUUGAAGGAUGGGUGAGGUCCGAAGCAAAAAAGGUCGACACUAAUGAGAGCAAAUAUAAUGGAAUAUGGGCUGUAGAAGAAUCUUAUGAUCAGAAAGUGCCAGGAAACAAAGGAUUGGUGUUGAAAUCCCAGGCCAAACAUCAUGCCAUUGCUGCCUACUUCCAGACACCCUUCCAUUUCAAAGACUUGCCCCUAAUUGUGCAGUACGAGGUACAUUUCCAGAAUGAAAUAGAGUGUGGGGGUGCAUACUUGAAGCUUCUCUCUGAAGAUGAUCAACUCGAUCUGAGCAAGUUCUUUGACAAAACCCCUUAUACUAUCAUGUUUGGACCAGACAAGUGCGGACAGGACUAUAAAUUGCACUUCAUCUUCAGACAUAGGGAUCCAGUGACGGGUGCAUAUGAAGAGAAACAUUCCAGGAAACCAGAAGUGGACCUCCAGAGUUACUUCACUGAUAAAAGACCUCACCUGUAUACAUUGAUUGUGAGACCUGAUAACAGUUUUGAGAUGCUAAUAGAUGAGAGCAGUGUGAGCAGAGGAAGCCUCCUGCAUGAUGUAACUCCCCCUGUCAAUCCUCCCAAAGAGAUCGAUGAUCCAAAUCAUCAAAAGCCUGAAGACUGGGAUGACAGGCGUCAGAUACCUGACCCAGAUUCCGUGAAACCCCAUGACUGGGAUGAGGAUGCUCCUCCCUAUAUUCCAGAUUCUACAGUCAUGAAACCAGAUAACUGGCUAGAUGAGGAGCCAGAGUAUAUUCCAGAUCCUAAAUCAAUAAAACCUCCAGACUGGGAUAUUAAUAUGGAUGGUGAAUGGGAAGAACCCAAAAUCCCAAACCCAAAGUGUAAGACUGCUGGCUGUGGAACCUGGAAACCUCCCAUGAUCCCUAACCCUGCCUACAAAGGCAAAUGGAAAGUACCAAUGAUUGACAAUCCCAAAUACAAGGGAGUCUGGAAACCUCGCAAGAUUCUGAAUCCAAAUUAUUUUGAGAAUACAAAGCCAUUCCGUAUGACUUCAAUUGCUGCAGUUGGGCUUGAGCUAUGGUCUCUGACCCCGAACAUAAUGUUUGACAAUUUUAUUAUAUCGUCUGAUGAGAGAGUUGUCAAGCAGUGGGCGGAAGACACAUGGGCACGAACAAAGGCAAUCUACGAUGCAGACGGACCUGGUUUGAUCAUGCGGAUGUUUUUGGCAGCAGACAAGCGCCCUUGGCUCUGGGGAGUCUACGUGUUCACUGUUGCUCUGCCAGUUAUUUUAUUCAUAAGCUUCUAUUGGCCAAAUAAGCGAUUUGGGCCCCCUGAUGAUUAUUAUUACAAGAAGACAGAUGAUGUGCAGCUCAAUGAUGAAGAAAAAAUAACAACAGAAGCACAGCCUCAAGAGUCAGAUCUCCAUGAUCAACAAGGAAAUGCAGCUAAAAGCAAUGACAGGAUCAAAGGAAGUAUCCUGUUAAAAACAAAAGACGACUUGGAGACUUCUUCACAGGCACAAGGGGGCGGUGGUGAACCAGAUCCAGGUCAGGUUUCAGAAGAGGCUGUGCGGUAUCGCAAGACAAUGCCAAAAUAAUGACCACUAGGAUUCAUGCUGUUUGGGAAGAUGAACUUCCACAUAAGGCAUUGAUCUGUUUAACAAAAGUCUUUGGGACACAACUGCUUGUUAGUGAUGCAUGCUGUGCAGCAGUUAUUAGAGGAAGGUGCUCUUUUUAACUUUGUAAUAUUAAAAUAAAUGUUUUAAUAUUUGCAUUUGUAAGUUUACUAUAUAUAAUGGACAGAGAUGGAGUUCUUCCACAGUGAGUUGUGAUAAAAUAAAACACAUUUUAUAUUGUUUGGAAUGAGAUGCACUUUUUUCAAUUUUGAUGUAAUAAGAAUUAGUAACAAUAAUUCUCAAAUAAGGUUAUUGCAUUAUUAUGUCAUGCUGAACAAUGUUCUUAAAUAUUCUGCAUCCUAGGCAAUAUUGUUUCUUCUCAUGCAAUAAACUAGAUUUCAUCUGCCAGAGAUUCCAUCUGAAUUCAGUUGAGAAAGCACCAUCUUGACCAAACUUGCUGUUAAUUUACAUUUUCAAACAUCUUCCUCAUUUUGAUGUAAUUGUCUCUAAUUAUGUCAUCAGGAUGUGAUCAAGACAGCAUUUUAUGACCUCACUUUAGCUGUCUGUAAUGGCAUUACAAAUUUCCAGUACAACUUUAAUACCAUAACCAUCUCACAUUUGCCCCUCCCACAAGUAAUGCAAUAUUUCUUGAACUGGAAUGUUUUAUUUUAAAAAACCUUUUCAGCUUAUGACGCCACAAACAUCAUAAUGAUCUAUUAUUGUUGAAAAGAGCUGUUGCUGAAGUCCCUUGUCUUGCACUAAUCUGGACAAACAGAAGAAUGUUAAAUUUCAUAUGAUCACAAUAGGACAAAAGCUUGUUGAUUUGUUUCCAUGAUGAUCUAUGGCAAUACCUUGGCCAAUCAAAAAAGCAACAAGGAAUUAACUGGACUAGUAACGUAAGUACUAAGCUGCAAAAGCAGUUGAGAUGCUGGGCGCCCUGUAACAAGUACCUCCUGAUUCCCAAAGCCUGUCUAACAUCUACAAAGCACAAGGAAUGUAAUGUAAACUCCCUACCUGCCUCUGAGUGCAGUACUAUCAACACCAUGCAGCAAAACAACAGCAGUCUAUCCAUGACCAAAAUUGUGGGCAGCUGUGUAUAGCAUACACAAAAUUUACUGCAAUGAAUUACCUAGCCUCCUCCAAUAGCACCUUCCAAAACUGCACCUUCCUCUACCUUUGAAGGACAAGGGCAACAGAUGCAUUGGAAUAUCACAACCAUACAGUUGCCUUGAAAGCUACAUGGUACCCUAACUAGGAACAAUAGUGUUGUUCCUUCACUGUCACUGAAUCAAAUACCUGCAGCUCUCUUUCCAACACCAUUGUAGGUGUACCUACACCAGAUGGAUUGAAUCAUUGAAGAAGGCAGUACACUACAAAUAGAACGAAUAGUGAUGUGCUAAAUGCUGAACUUGCCAGCAAUGUUUACACCUGAUGAAAGAACAGUAACCAGACUAAAAUACCAGAGUUUCAAAAGGACUGUCAUCAGAAUCUUCUCCAUGUAAAGAAGUUUGAAUGUAUGGAACAGACUUCCAGUGAGGCAAAUGAAAGCUGUGAAUGCAUGGUGGUGAUGGUGCUGCUUCAGACAGCAGAGUUGGUAAUUCUGCAUCAACGAUUCAACAGCUGGGCCAAAGCAAAGCCUUUCUCAUUCAGUUUUUUUUUUAAACAAUCUUGUAAUCAAGCGAUUUUGAAAUAAAUCAGGCCAAGUUGCUAAUCAACAAUUAUUUAGGGGCAAAGAGGGGUUUCGAUGUCUUGUGGUCUACAGUCUGGGUACAAAGUACUGUCUUGGUACGUUGGGCUAAUUUUGAGAUCUUCUGUCUCUCAAAUUAAUAAUCUAAAAAUGAAUCCUUUUGGUGCG
Molecule: messenger RNA, 3736 nt
Organism: Chiloscyllium plagiosum (whitespotted bambooshark)
Lineage: Eukaryota; Metazoa; Chordata; Chondrichthyes; Orectolobiformes; Hemiscylliidae
Product: calnexin-like
Biological process (GO): protein folding; ERAD pathway
Cellular component (GO): endoplasmic reticulum; endoplasmic reticulum membrane
Molecular function (GO): calcium ion binding
Source: RefSeq, a predicted model, not a curated record